UCGCAUCCAACUAGAAAGCAGUUAACGAGUAGUCUGUGUUUUUUCGCUUGCGGUUAAAAGCCACGAGGUCGUUCAUCGUUUUCCUUUUCAGCCCCCAAGCAGUGAAGAGAAACCAAAAAAAAAGCAGUGAUCUUUUAGAACCCAAAAACGUUAAUUCCAAAUCGCAAAGCUACCAAGAAAGUGGAAAAAAUCGUUUCAAUACCAAAACAUGUGAAUGUGCGGAACUCAAAACUAAAGCGUAGAAAGAACGCGUUCGUUCGUUUUUAUAUUCAAUACAUAAAAUAAGAGAAAAGCUCCAAAACGUAUUAUAUAGCGAUGCUUGGAUGAUCUUCGUCGCAGUCACGUUGUACAUACAAAUACAUAUGUACGAUACGUACAUAUAUACCAUUUAAAAUACGCUACGCACACUACUGGCCGAAAAAAAAGCGAAUUGGAGUAAGCUCCGAAACGUGUUUAUAUUAAAAUUUUUUACCCAUUUGAACUUUAAACAACUUUUCGACUGCGCCGCUCGGUUUUCAUUGAAUUCUCAUACGAAUUCCAAUUAAGUGUUGUGUGUGCGUCCAAUUGGCAUGAAUUGAUGACGUGACGUGAUCGCGCGGUUUCGCUCUCUCUUUGGCACACACACACACACACAUAGAUAGCACUCUCUCUUUAAUCGCGCCGCUCUCUUCGCGCUCUUUUUAUUUGUUUAUUUUUAUUGUUGUUAUAUAUAUUCUAAUUUACCAUUUUCUACAAUCAUCUUUAGCUUAAGCAAAAACCGCCGCCCAACAAUAACAGCAGAUUUUGUAAUCCCUCCCAGUUGAUCAGUGUGUGUGUGUGAGCAAAAAAUUAUGCCAGCACAAAAAUCUAAAAAAUAUAUUUAAAUAUUCACUAAAAAUCAAGAAACCCGCACAAGUUUUGCUCAAAACAACAACAACAUAUACUACCCAUAAACCAAAACCAAACAAGCUCAUAAAAAGUGCAAAAUAACAAGGAAAAUAAAGCAAAAACAGUGCCAGUUAACAGCAAUAAUAACAACAAGAGUCGGCGAUCAACAAAAUCCACCUGCAAAAUCAACACAUUUUAAAAUCGCAGUCAACAAGGAGCAGCGAUUUAGCUAGCGAUUUCCCAUUGCAAACUUUUGGCGGAAAAAAUAAAAGUUGUAUAAAAAGCUGAAUAAAACUGCCUCGAACGAUCCACACACAGAUACUCGCUGUGGUUUCUGCGUAUGGGUAACACAACUGAUCGCGAAGCUUACCAAUUGGCCUCGAUACUUUUUGGGCUGGCGAGGAGAGCUUGAGAGCCGCAAAGCUGCAACUGCACAACGACCUAUUCUACCCCAUGAUGGACGGCUUCGCGCAGGACUGGCCCACGUUGACCCACACAGACAACGGCCUGGCCAUGGACCAGCUGGGGGGCGACCUGCCCCUGGACGUCGGCUUCGAACCCCAGACCCGAGCCAGAUCCAACACAUGGCCCUGUCCGCGCCCCGAGAACUUCGUGGAGCCCGCCGACGAGUUGGACAGUACAAAGGCCAGCAAUCAGCAGUUGGCCCCAGGAGACUCACAGCAGGCUAUACAAAAUGCGAAUGCAGCCAAGAAAAACUCAUCGCGUCGCAAUGCAUGGGGAAAUCUAUCCUAUGCGGAUCUCAUCACGCAUGCCAUUGGAUCGGCCACCGACAAACGACUGACUCUGAGCCAGAUUUACGAGUGGAUGGUCCAGAAUGUGCCAUAUUUUAAGGACAAGGGCGAUUCGAAUAGCAGUGCCGGGUGGAAGAACUCCAUACGUCACAAUCUGUCGCUGCACAACCGCUUUAUGAGGGUUCAGAACGAGGGCACCGGCAAGUCCUCCUGGUGGAUGCUGAACCCCGAGGCCAAGCCCGGCAAGUCGGUGCGACGCCGUGCCGCCUCCAUGGAGACGUCGCGCUACGAGAAGCGCCGCGGCAGGGCCAAGAAGCGGGUGGAGGCACUGCGCCAGGCGGGCGUUGUGGGCCUAAACGAUGCCACGCCCUCGCCGAGCAGCAGCGUCAGCGAGGGGCUGGACCAUUUCCCCGAGAGUCCGCUCCACAGUGGCGGUGGCUUCCAGUUGUCGCCCGACUUCCGGCAGCGCGCCUCAUCCAAUGCCAGUUCCUGCGGACGCCUGAGUCCCAUUAGGGCGCAGGAUCUCGAGCCCGAUUGGGGAUUCCCCGUCGACUACCAGAACACGACGAUGACGCAGGCCCACGCCCAGGCCCUCGAGGAGCUGACGGGUUCGAUAGCGGACGAGCUGACGCUGUGCACCCAGCAGCAGCAGCAAGGGUUCAGUGCCGCCUCGGGACUCCCCUCGCAGCCCCCGCCCCCGCCCUACCAGCCGCCGCAGCAUCAGCAGGCGCAGCAGCAGCAGUCGCCCUACGCCCUCAACGGCCCCGCCCCCGGCUACAAUACGCUGCAGCCGCAGUCGCAGUGCCUGCUGCACCGAUCGCUCAACUGCAGCUGCCUGCACAAUGCAAGAGAUGGUCUCUCGCCAAACUCAGUAACCACUACAAUGUCGCCCGCCUAUCCAAACAGCGAGCCCUCCUCGGACUCCCUGAACACGUACAGCAACGUGGUACUCGAUGGUCCCGCGGACACUGCCGCCUUGUUGGUGCAACAACAGCAGCAGCAGCAACAACUGUCCGCCAACUUGGAAGAUAAUAACUGCGCCUCUACUUUGAUAGGACAAUGCCUGGAGGUGCUGAACAACGAGGCACAGCCGAUAGACGAAUUUAAUCUGGAGAACUUUCCCGUGGGGAAUCUGGAGUGCAAUGUCGAGGAGCUGCUGCAGCAGGAGAUGAGUUAUGGCGGUCUGUUGGACAUUAACAUCCCGCUGGCCACCGUUAAUACGAACUUGGUCAACAGCAGCAGUGCGCCCCUAAGCAUCAGCAACCUCAGCAACCUAAGCAGCAACUCCGGCAGCAGUCUCAGUCUAAAUCAGCUGCAGGCCCAGCUGCAACAGCAACAGCAGCAGCAGCAACAACAGCAGCAACUGCAGCAGCAGCAGCAGCAACAGCAACAUCAGCAGCACCAGCAACAGUUGCUCCUGAAUAACAACAACAACAGCAGCAGCAGCCUGGAAUUGGCAACACAAGCGGCUAGCACAAAUCUGAAUGCCCGGGUGCAAUACUCGCAGCCCAGUGUGGUGACCUCGCCACCCUCGUGGGUCCACUAGACAAAGAUAAUGGUCCGUGAUCCCGAUGCCAGGGCAGGACGAUCUUUAGUCGGUAGUCAUCGUCGUUGUGUGUGUGCGUGUGUGUUGUUUGUGUCGCCAAUGGAACGCUUUAAACGCUAAUUCUAAGAAAAAUAGUGUAAAGAGUUGUAAGCAGCCGCAGAUGGAUGGGAAACUGGAAACGGAUACGGAAUCGGUUAUGCAGCAGCUGCAGGAUCAGUGAGCAGUAAGCAGGAGCCGCAGCUGGACCGCCACUAAAAAGUUUACAAAGAUAAAUCUGGUCGCUUCUAAUCUAACAUACAUACAAUACAUAUACAUAGACAUAUAAUUACAAAUAUAUAUAUAGUUAUGCUUUACACAUAGAAACGAAGCAUACAAAUAAUACCAAUUAAUCACCAAUAAUUAGAUGCUACAAUUAGUGAAAUUCUCUGUGGCAGUGCAAAAACAAUUUUGUCCACUAACGAAGGGAAAUUUAAAUAGAAUUGAAAACACGGUUUAGUUGUUAAGUUCAACUUUGUACAUAUUAAUUUUAAUAACCUUGACGUAAUGAAACCCACAAAUAAUAAUACUACUAUUGAUAAUAAACGAAAACAAAAACAUGCAAGCGUAAAACGUAAACUAAAUGUUUGAUAACUAAAUGGAAAAAUAUUCGUUAACCAGCUAUCGAGGUAAACAAAAAUGAUAAAAUGGCAAAUGAAACCGAAAACAAAAACAAAAGAAAUUAGCACAAUUAUGUAAUAAUUUAUGCUUAAUUAAUGUAUUUAAUUGAAAACCUAAUUGUAACUGUAUAUUUUUUCUAUAAAGAGCAAAGAAAACCCUUAAAGAAGAAUUCAACUUGUGUAAAAAUUAUGCUUAAGAUUCGCAAUGAUAUACGUAAUUAAAUCUUCGAUUAGUUAGCUCACAUCAGAUCAGUUUGGCUUAUAAAAGAAAACCCUUUGUUACAUACAUAAAUAUGCCAACACCCAUAUGUAGAUCGUACACGUUAAAACCAAUUGAAUGUAAUACAUUAAAAUUCAAAUAUUAGUAAAUGUAAAUGUUGAUAGGCAAAAUAGAAAUACAAAAUUGAAAGAAUAUCCGCAAAACUCAAAACCCAAGCAAAAGUAGAAGCAUAAAGUAAUAAGCAAAUACAUGCGCAUCAAUAUGUACUAUUAUGGGCUAAAUGUUAAUUAUUAACUAGAUUGUACAAUUCAAAUGUAGUUCAUACUAUUUAAAAGCGAAAACGGAGUGAAGAUGAAUAAACUGAUGAUUCAAUAUAAGAAACCACA
Messenger RNA from Drosophila takahashii, 4427 nucleotides. RefSeq names its product forkhead box, sub-group O (gene foxo). Lineage: Eukaryota; Metazoa; Arthropoda; Insecta; Diptera; Drosophilidae. Gene Ontology annotation, molecular function: DNA-binding transcription factor activity, RNA polymerase II-specific; RNA polymerase II cis-regulatory region sequence-specific DNA binding. The record is from RefSeq and is a predicted model, not a curated record. Gene Ontology annotation, cellular component: nucleus. Gene Ontology annotation, biological process: regulation of transcription by RNA polymerase II.